CGCCGACCCUGCCUGGCUCUGUCCGUGCGCCCCGCGUGCGCUGCUAGCUCGCCGGCUCCCUCGCCGUUGUCCCCCGGGACGAACCUGGGGGUCGCCGCGCUCUCGCGAGAAGUGCGCCGCCGCAGGGCAGGGGGUGUCCGAACCCGCUCGGGCCGCCGGGGGCGGAAGACGAUGGGGUGGUGCGCGGUGAAGCCCCAGCUGCUGCUCUUGGCGCUCGUCCUGCGCCCCUGGGGCCUUUGCUUGGGCGAGGACGCGGAGAAGCCCGCCGGCUUCCCCACAGAUAAAUUAUUAGUCAUAACUGUAGCUACAAAAGAAAGUGAUGGAUAUUACCGAUUUAUGCAGUCAGCCAAAUACUUCAAUUACACUGUAAAGGUUCUUGGUCAAGGAGAAGAGUGGAGAGGUGGUGAUGGUCUUAAUAGUAUUGGAGGGGGCCAAAAAGUAAGAUUAAUGAAAGAAGUCAUGGAACAUUAUGCCAACCAGGAAGAUAUGGUUAUCUUGUUUACUGAAUGCUUUGAUGUUAUAUUUGCUGGUGGUCCAGAAGAAGUUCUAAAGAAGUUCCAAAAGACAAACCACAAAGUAGUCUUUGCAGCAGAUGGAAUUCUGUGGCCAGAUAAAAGACUGGCAGACAAGUAUCCCAUUGUGCACAUUGGGAAACGCUACCUGAAUUCAGGAGGAUUUAUUGGCUAUGCGCCGUAUAUCAACCGUAUAGUUCAACAAUGGAAUCUCCAGGAUAAUGAUGAUGAUCAACUAUUUUAUACUAAAAUUUACAUUGAUCCACUACAAAGACAAGCUUUAAACAUCACAUUGGAUCACAAAUGCAAAAUUUUCCAGGCCUUAAAUGGAGCUACUGAUGAAGUUGUUUUAAAAUUUGAAAAUGGCAAAACCAGAGCUAAGAAUACAUUUUAUGAAACAUUACCAGUGGCAAUUAAUGGAAAUGGACCCACCAAGAUUCUCCUGAAUUAUUUUGGAAACUAUGUACCUAAUUCAUGGACACAGGAUAAUGGCUGUGCUCUUUGUGAAUUUGAUACAAUUGACUUGUCUGCGGUAGAUGUCUAUCCAAAUGUAACAAUAGGUGUUUUUAUUGAGCAACCAACCCCUUUCCUACCUCGAUUUCUGGACAUACUGCUGGCACUGGAUUACCCAAAAGAAGCACUUAAGCUCUUCAUUCAUAACAAAGAAGUUUAUCAUGAAAAAGACAUCAAGGUGUUUUUUGAUAAAGCUAAACAUGAGAUCAGUACUAUAAAAAUAGUUGGACCAGAAGAAAAUCUAAGCCAAGCUGAAGCCAGAAACAUGGGAAUGGACUUUUGCCGUCAGGAUGAAAAGUGUGAUUAUUAUUUUAGUCUGGAUGCAGAUGUUGUUUUGACAAACUCAAGAACUUUAAAAAUUUUGAUUGAACAAAACAGAAAGAUCAUUGCUCCUCUUGUAACUCGUCAUGGAAAGCUGUGGUCCAAUUUCUGGGGAGCACUGAGUCCUGAUGGAUAUUAUGCUCGAUCUGAAGAUUAUGUGGAUAUUGUUCAAGGGAAUAGAGUAGGCAUAUGGAAUGUCCCAUACAUAGCUAAUGUGUAUUUAAUUAAAGGAAAAAUGCUCCGUUCAGAGAUGAAUGAGAGGAACUAUUUUGUUCGUGACAAAUUGGAUCCUGAUAUGGCUCUUUGCCGAAAUGCUAGAGAAAUGACUUUACAAAGGGAAAAAGACUCCCCCACUCCGGAAACAUUCCAAAUGCUCAUCCCCCCAAAGGGUGUGUUUAUGUACAUUUCUAAUAGACAUGAAUUUGGACGACUAUUAUCAACUGCUAAUUACAAUACGUCUCAUUAUAACAAUGACCUCUGGCAGAUAUUUGAAAACCCUGUGGACUGGAAGGAAAAGUACAUAAACCGUGAUUAUUCAAAGAUUUUCACUGAAAAUAUAGUUGAGCAGCCCUGUCCAGAUGUCUUUUGGUUUCCUAUAUUUUCUGAAAAAGCCUGUGAUGAACUGGUGGAAGAAAUGGAGCAUUAUGGCCAAUGGUCUGGGGGAAAACAUCAUGACAGCCGUAUAUCCGGUGGUUAUGAAAAUGUCCCAACUGAUGAUAUCCACAUGAAGCAAAUUGAUCUGGAGAAUGUAUGGCUUCAUUUUAUACGGGAGUUUAUUGCACCGGUUACGCUGAAGGUCUUUGCAGGCUACUAUACAAAGGGGUUUGCAUUGUUGAAUUUUGUAGUAAAGUACUCUCCUGAGAGGCAAAGGUCACUUCGUCCUCAUCACGAUGCUUCCACAUUUACCAUCAACAUUGCCCUCAACAAUGUGGGAGAAGAUUUUCAGGGAGGUGGAUGUAAAUUUCUAAGGUACAAUUGCUCUAUUGAGUCGCCAAGAAAAGGCUGGAGCUUCAUGCAUCCUGGGAGACUUACACAUUUGCAUGAAGGACUUCCUGUUAAAAAUGGAACAAGAUACAUUGCAGUGUCAUUUAUAGAUCCCUAAGUUAUUAACUUUUCAUUGAAUUGAAUUUUCUUUUGGAAUGGAUGACUGACAUGAGCAUGUCUUUGAAGUUGUGCUCAAGAAGAUGAGAGGAAUAUUUAAAUAACUUCAACAGAACAGAACAACUUAACUUUGGACCAAACUUUUGAAAACUUUUUAUAAAAAAUUGUUUGAUGUUUCUUAAUGUGUGCUCUGAGCCUUAAAACAGUUUGAAGAAGAAAAGAAAGAAAAAAGUACAAGAAAAUAUUUAUUUCUAUGCUUUACUGUCUCUAAGAAUAGUGAUAGUUUUCUGAGUUUGUGUUUCAAAUUGAUAAAAUAUUCAGGUACAAAUAUACAAGUAAUUAGCCUAAUAAUAUUUUCUUAUUUAAGAAAACCUGAGAAGAAUUUUAUUUAUCAGCAUAUAAGGUAAAUGUAGAAAGAUGGAUAUAAAUGAAAACUGGCAAGUUUUAAAUGCUUGGAAAUCUGAUUCUAACUGAAUUUGUAUGUAAUUAUGUCACUACCACCUAUGCAGUCCCUUUUGUAGUAGUUACUAAGGGAACAUAAAGAAAAGAUUAUAUUAUGCAAUAUUUUUCCCCAAGAAAUGUAGUAUAAAUACGAUCAAGGAUCUAUAUCAUUGGAAGCAUUUUUGGCUAGAGUGUUAGAUGAUUUUUUUGUUUGUCGUAGAUAGUAAACAUUAUGUUCCUUCAGAUGAACCUUUCAAAGUGAAUUACACUAAGUUAUAUUACAUGUAGGAAAGCUUACCAUCCUUUUUUGUUUUCCAGUGCAAGUGUCCUUAAGUCAAAACAGGGUUUUUGUUUCUUUGAUU
Molecule: messenger RNA, 3250 nt
Organism: Heterocephalus glaber (naked mole-rat)
Lineage: Eukaryota; Metazoa; Chordata; Mammalia; Rodentia; Bathyergidae
Gene: Plod2
Product: procollagen-lysine,2-oxoglutarate 5-dioxygenase 2
Biological process (GO): peptidyl-lysine hydroxylation
Cellular component (GO): endoplasmic reticulum
Molecular function (GO): procollagen-lysine 5-dioxygenase activity; iron ion binding; L-ascorbic acid binding
Source: RefSeq, a predicted model, not a curated record